GAAUAUGUGGAGCGUUGUUUGUUUUUCUACUGACAACACAGUAGCUGCUGUUCCAAAAUUCUGGAUUCGCAGCUCUGUUUGUGCUUGGCCGAAAAAGUAUGCCCCAAAACUAAUUGAACGCCGUGCAAAUCCAAAUCAGUUAGAAUUUGAUUACUACAAGUGUAAGAUUUUGGAAUCGAAUAUAGGCAGUUUGUUGGAAGCUCGGUCCUUGGCCCAAGAGCAUUCUGGACCAUCAUCGAAUGAAGAUUUUAAUAUUAACACAAAAAGAACUAAAAAACCUGUAACUUACAAGAAAAAUGAAUUAUUUAACAUUCCAAGUCCUCCAGCCCAUAAUUUAGAAGGUAAUAUUAGUCAAAUUUAUGACAAAAGAUUUACAUAA
Messenger RNA from Acyrthosiphon pisum (pea aphid), 379 nucleotides. RefSeq lists its product as uncharacterized. The transcript has 2 exons. The record is from RefSeq and is a predicted model, not a curated record. NCBI's taxonomy places the organism in Eukaryota, Metazoa, Arthropoda, Insecta, Hemiptera, Aphididae. The coding region runs from base 5 to 379 and encodes 124 amino acids.